Magallana angulata is the source of this 1301-nucleotide messenger RNA. RefSeq names its product protein rolling stone-like. Bases 1 to 849 code for a protein of 282 amino acids. Gene Ontology annotation, cellular component: membrane. The transcript has 4 exons. Lineage: Eukaryota; Metazoa; Mollusca; Bivalvia; Ostreida; Ostreidae. The record is from RefSeq and is a predicted model, not a curated record.
AUGAACCAUGAGAGAGAAUGUGAGAAUGUCCUAGAGGAAUUCCGAGUCCAGAAGUUCGGAUUCAGUGACGUCCAGCCUAGGUAUUUUGUGACAGCGCAGUGUUUCAGUUCAGCCUUCUACUGUGUGUGGACCGGAUUCUGGGCGCUGUUCCACAUGACCGUAAUUUGCCUGCAGUUUUAUUUUAUUGAUGACCACCCAUUUCCAGAAUGGCUGUCCUAUCUGACAAACUGGGGCUACACCCUUCUGGCUCUGUCGGCCGUGUGGGACUGUGUCUGUACGCUGUACGUAAAUACCACCAGGAAAGACUUACUGGCAGACGAUGCGUCAUCGGACCUUCCAUGGUAUUUGAAAAUACAGUGGAUUUUGUUUAACGUUUCCACGCUAACCGCUGUCGCCAUCACGCUGUUGUAUUACUCACUUUUAUCUCUAGAUUCUACACCCAACAGGAUCCUGAAACACGCUAUUACUUCUGUGUACGCAGUACUGAGCCUGGCUGUGAGCGCCAAACCAGUGCGCCUUCUACACGUGUACCAGGCCUUGCUGUUCUCAGUGGUUUACUGCGUCUUCUCAUUGGUCUAUCAGAAGGCGGGGGGCGGGGCUAUCUACACAGUGCUGGACUGGGACAAAAUUCCCAACACAGUACUGCUGUCCCUGGGAAGUGUUCUUGUCAUGGUACCCAUGGUUCAUGUAGUCAUGUUUACUAUUUAUAGAUCACGGGUGAUGGCUUGGAGCUCUUGCUGUCCGAAAAGACAAGUUUGUAAUGAGGUCGUGGGUAGAAAUGGCGAUUUUGACGGUUCAAGGCCAGAGAAUAAUGACACGGAUGAAAUUCAUCAUGACAGUGUUAUGUAAAGUCAGACUCCGUGACCGCGGAUAGAAAAGAGUUCUCUGCAAAAUUUUAUCGUUGAUUGUACGUUUGUUUCAUACCAAUGUUGUAGAGCAUGCGCAGUUUUCUCCAUAGUGGCUUUUCCCCUGGAAAACCAGCUGUAUAGUAGCCUAGGCUACUAUGGUACUGAUUUUAUAAGAAUUUUAUAAAAAUAUUAUUUGAAACCCAGAAAGGAUUAUAAUCAAUGUUUUACACCCCCAGGUUGCAUAUACAUGUAUUCAUAUGUACAGGUUGAUUAUCGUUUUGUCGAUUUAUUUUUAUUUUAGACACUAAUUAAAAUUAAACAUACGUAAAAUGAAAUAUAUACAUUUUAAUUUAGGUAAUUAUUUGAUAAAUUACCUAGUUAGACAAGAUAUACACUCAUAUGCAUAACCAUCUGUUAAAUUUGUAAUUUUUUAUUAAUAAAUCUAUCAGUCCG